AUGUCGUUUUUGUGGAAGAUGGUCGGUUUGGGCGGAUCGAUCCCAAACUUUCCCUUCAAAAUUGAUAGCGGAAAACCAGAAUAUAUUCAUAGCACCGCGACGCUGAACUGGACGAUUCGCCAGGGCACCCGUAUAGAAGAUGGCUUGCCAGUAAAUAUUUUUACAACGCCCAUUGCCAAAGGAAAGGCAUCUCAGAAUCCUAAAGAAGCGAAUAUGAAAAUUCUAGCACGAAAUGCGCUCAAAUAUUCCAAGAGCCUCAUGCUACCUGGCAUCCUCCGAUGUUAUGGUGGAGUGGAGUACGACAACUGCAUCUAUAUUGCAACGGAGAGAUGCGAUCCGCUGUCUAACGUGCUGGCUAGUGCGGAGCUCCUCCGCGUCUUCUACGGUGAUCAUGUAGGGAAGCAAUACGAACAGGGCGUGGCGCUUGGUUUGAAGCACGUCAGUGAGGUGUUGAUUGGGUUGGAGAAGAACGGGUUAAUGCAUGGCAACGUGUGCGCGGAGACGGUGUACGUUACUGCGGAUGGGCUCUGGCGGCUGUGGGGGUUGGAGUUGGUUUCCUCGAAUGGGGUCGAGGCGGGGGGUCAAAAACACGGCGCGAGUGUGUAUCAUCAACUCGCGGCGGACUUCCUACCAAAGUAUCGCAUUCCGGAUGCGAUAGGAAGGCGCAAUGCGGCGGUGGAUGUGUGGGGGAUGGCGUGCCUUAUAUUUGAAGCCUUUCGCGACAGGAGCAGCAGCGACACGGAUACGGACCUUUUGAGCUCAAAGAACGUGCAUAGCUGCCAGUCGCAGCUUCCGGAUUCUUUAAAAGCUAGUUUUAAGCGGUUGUUGCCUGGAAAGGUGAAUAUGUGCCACAGCAUCGAGGAAUUUCUCGAGAGUUGCGAUUUUAUACAGAAAAACGCCUAUGUUCAAUCCCUUAGUGAUUUCAAUCAGUACAUGCUUAUGGAUUCAACUCAGCGGGAGGAGUUUAUGGAUCGACUGGGUUUCGUGAUUCCGGAAUUCCCUCUUCUGGUUUGUCUGAAGACAAUCCUCCCUAAGCUAAUGGGGCUUAUUGAAAUGGAUACCCCGCCGGUGAACAUCGUUAAUCCGGUCAUGGAGAUCGCAAGGCUCGUGGGGAAUGACGAGAUGUUCGACACCCAUAUCUCCCCCUGCCUCGCUUUGCUCUUUCAGUCCACCAGUCUUGUCAUUCGCUAUUCCCUCUUGCAAUCGAUCGACGUCUACGGCAGCCGUCUCUCGCGAAAGACGCUGGAGAAGAUCUGGCCACUCUACGCGAAGGGCGUCUCUUCCACCUCCGCGGGCAUCCGCGACGGCUCCGUGCGGGCGUUGGUGCACAUCGCCGGGCAGCUCAGCCCGCGAGUGCUCAUGCAGGAGGUGCCGUUUCUCCUCCAACAGGCGCAGGCCGAUCCCGACGGGGCGAUUCGCACCAACGCGACGAUCGCGCUCUCCUUAAUCUCCCAGCACAUGCCAGCGGAGGUGCGGAGCAAGAUCCUCGUCUCCGCCUUCGGGCGAAUGCUAAAGGACCCUUUCGCGCCCAGCCGCAUCGCCGCCCUGCAGGCGCUGAGCACCGUCGUGGAGGAGCUGCGAACCCGGGAGCUCUCUGAGGUCGUGAUCCCGCGCGUCGUGCCGCUUAUUACGGAUCCCGUCGCUGACGUCCGCGUGCACGCCCUCGCCAUCCUGAAAAACGCCGUGGCGAGGUUCGAGGCCGAUCAUCUUCUUUGCCUUGAGCAGGAGAACGCACACGCGUUGCCGCCCGAGGAAUCUCCCUCCUCGAUGGAGGGGAGGGUGAACCAUACGGCGCGGACGCGACCUCUUCUUGGAAACACGCAUCAUCCGCCCUCUUCCUCACUUCAAUCGCACUCCGAAAGCAACGACGGGAUCUUGAGUUUGGCUCGAAAUUUCCCGCAGAAGAGGGGGCCGAGGAGCGAUACCGACACCUGCGAUGGCUGGAACGACGACGUGCAGGAUUUGAAGCCAUCCAAAGAGGACAACGAUGCGAAGGAUACGGAUAGUGAUGGUUGGGGGGAGGUGGCCAAGAUGCCGACCGGUGUGAAUUUCCCGUCUCUGGUGGCUCCAUCAUUUGCGGGGACUUCUCAGGGCGCCAGUGCGACGUUUAGGGAGUCUUCACCAUCUUCCGAGGUCCCGUUUUCGGGGAAUGGGACCGAGGCACCGCGGGGGCCUACUACAACUCUAAUUCAAACUAGCACUCCUCGUGAUGAGAGCAUUAAAAUCACUAAGCCCACGAGCGUCAUGAAACUCCGCAGCAAAAAGAAAACAUUAGGUGCUGUCCGUUUGGACUAG
This is a messenger RNA of Phytomonas sp. EM1, 2295 nucleotides long. The record is from the annotation of a GenBank genome assembly. Lineage: Eukaryota; Euglenozoa; Kinetoplastea; Trypanosomatida; Trypanosomatidae.